AGUCGCAUUUACGGCAAGCAGCAGUUCUUCCACUUUUCUGGCGGCUGAAAGAAGCGCUUUGAUUGCAAGUGCAUCUUAGUGCACCAAGAAGACUGCGAUGUUCUUGUGAAAACGGGAGUAAGCACUUUUUAGUUCACGUCCUGUCACUAAUCCAAGCAACGCGAAAAUGAUGAUGCUGCGGGCCCAGGAAUCCCAACAGUCCUUCAUUUCAGCAAGACAGCACCGAAUGGUGACGUGCUUUCGCCGGAAGAUGCGCAUAUGUUUUGAUGUUUUUUUUUUGUUUUUGUUUUUAAGAAAGUGGAUUUGGUGACAGCAGAAGUGAAGUGCUUCAAAACAGAAAACGACUACUUUAACUCGGAGCUAUGCCGCUGCACAAGAGUGUAGCAGGCACUUCGUCCUUAUCUAAUGGGACACGCCCAUUUUUCUCUUCUAUUGCUGCGGCAAACGCAGCCGUCCACCAGCUAUGACGAGCACGGCAGCCCAAGAACGCCUGACUGUCUCCGUUUCCCGAUAACCUCGUUCGUGGAAAAUUCCAGCCAAAUGCAUGGACGCAAAGUGCACCAGUGCUUCUGACAACGCGAACUCUGAUGCUGACGGCGAUGAGGCGAGGUCGUUGCAAACCCCCAGGGACGGGUUCACACCAUGGAAAUCCAGGCGCCAGAACAAGCUUCUAAGGGAACUUCUAAAUAAUGCAAGGGUCUAUUUACCGGCGGCACGUGAAGCCUUGCGGUGAAGUACGCCCCUAAUAGCCUGUCGUGGAUGACGCGGGGCGUUUUACCAGGAUAUGAAGAGGAAACCCUGUCCUGUCACAGCCUGCAAAGGAACCAGACGCUGCACCAUCGUACGUCUGCAACGUGUAGUCGUACAAAGGCUCAAUUCUGACGUCUAAGUACCCUCGCAUCCGGCAUUUGGGCUGUAAUUGGCUGAAAAUUGUAGCUGACGUUCGUACUACUACAGGUAUGGGUGCUGGCAGCAUACCGAUAGACUGCAGCAGAAGUGAUAGUUUGGCGAGUUGAAGCAGAUAACAAGAUUCUGCAGCUUGGGCCAAAGUUCGCACUGGAACCAGCGCUGUGUCCACCCCCGAAUCUGGCAGCAUUGAGAGCCGUCUCCCGACUGGUUCCUGCGGAAGAACGUAAAAGGCGGUAUUAGUCAUGGCGCUGACGACUGCCUUUCUGGCCCUACAGGAUCCCAAGGCAUUAGUUCAGGCGCAUGCGCACCGAGCACGAGAGGUGCAGACGUACGUGGUCAUCCACCACCCGCCGGUCAAGGUGGCACAAGGCGCCACCGCCGCCCCUGGAGCUGCAGCUGGCACUCCGAGAGGUCAUCACGCAGCCGCCUCCUCGAUUAGCACUUCGUACGGCUACCAGCUCCACAGGGAGACGAACCACCACGUGCCGGUGCUCAUCACGACGGGACACAUUCCCGCAUUUGCCCGGGUGCCAGGGCACAAGACGUACGUCACAGUGCAGCAUCUGCACCACGCCGUUCACCACCACCACCGACCACUGGUGCUUCUGCCGCCACAGCCUCACCUGCCGGUGCACCACAGGAGGCGCGAGCGACUCACGGCUCAGAGCUCGAGCUUCCGCCAAAAGCACAACGCGUACGUGCGCCUGCCGGACUACACGGCCUACCUCGGCCGUAAUGCCGCGCUGAGUCUGGAAGAGGACACGCUGGCCGAAGCCGAAGCCGAGCCGACCCUCAAGGUGUACAAGGCAGACGCCGAAUACCCGCCACUCAACUUGCGCAACCGGAGGAAGCUCUACUCCCUCGGAUACAUCUACAUGCUCGACUUCCUCGAGAACCCAUACCUUAAGCGCUGAACGUAUACUUGUUGUGUACGAGUGCAUCGACUGCCAAGAAGUUCUGCGAGCGCAACAUGCGUUGAACGCACAGGGUGCCUCUGCUGCCUAUGGCAGAUUUGUGCGAAUACUCUCGCGAUAAGGCAGGUCAUGAGCCAUCGAUCUAUCGCGCGCGACACCAGCGGGCGUUUCCUUCGCGGUGACGCGCACCCGUCAUAUCCCGCGUGUCAAUUUAAAUGAAAGGGCCAAUUGUGCAUGAUUCUUCCGACUGUAAAUCACGGUAUACUGUUCGCGUUCGAAUUUCGCUCCUGAGAUGGUAUUUUGUGGCUCAUUCAGUGUAACAUCCUGUUUGGGCGCAUUACACUAGCCUGUUUUGUCCAGAAUAAACUGGAACUACGCGUCUUCAUGCAAUGCCAUCGUCAGUCAUAAAAUGUAAAAUUGACGGGGCCCGCAACGAUGGUGCCUUCUGUGAACAUGGUACUUGCGUUGUUUUGCCAUUCCAGUGCGAGAUGGCAGCACCGUCACGCUCCCGCAGAUUAGACAUGUAUUUAUUUCUAUUUAUUUAUUUUUUGUCAGCCGUUGCCGUAGACGAGGCAUGCCCAUUUCUUCUGAUUUAAGCACGCAACUAUAAUGGACAGAAACAUGACAUCAAACUGCAUGGAUCCUGAAGUGCUACUGCCUCUAUCAGAAAAUUUGAGUUGGAGCGAGCCUGUACUAUAGCUUAGCCGGGAGAAUCACGCAUACUUGUCGCUCAUAUAUUUACGCAUAAUUCAACACAAUUCUUGUACUAUACACUGGAUGACACAGCAGUAUUCGCUGCGAUGUCGGCUUCCAAACAUUUCACGCGCAAUGUUGUUUUACUAUUACUCGUGUACACUAUUUCAACUUAUUCUGCUUCCAUUGACAUCGUCGGUGGGGUUUGCCAUUGAGGAAUCUCACAUCUCGCACAUCGGCUUGUAAAUUCUAAGAUUACAGCCUCGGUAAAUAUUUUAUCAUGAUAGUAGUAUAAUGUAUCGGUAUUAUGUGCAAAUGUUAGUAGUUACUCUAAGGUAUCUUUAAUAAGCUUUCAAAGUUAAAUACAUGCGCACUUUUCUCAAGUUCACAUUCUCACAAUACAUGGACCUUGACGUUAACUUCGGCUCAAACGCUUUACGUAAACGAUACUGGCCCAUUGUAACCAUUGGUCAUAUCAUACGACCCGCCGUAUCGCUUCAUUAGUUGCGCACUACAGGUCAAUCCCGCAAGGCUGUGUUUGCUCGACACAUAUCACAGGAGUCCUGUCAGGAGCUGACACGCCAACACGCAACGACAUGUUUCUCGCACAGCGAUGUUUGAAUAUUCGAACACGGCGAAGAAAGGUUGGGGGGUUUCGGCUGAGACACUGGUUGCCACCUCGUUGCUUGGCCCAGCAAGGCGAAUAUCACUGCCAGUGAAUCAAAGUAUUCUCCACAGUCGUGAAAUAAAACCUGUGCAUUACAUCGUUUACUCCAGAGUUAUUUCCAUGAAUGCAUAUAGUCAAUCAUUUCUUACAGGCAACAGGAACAAAUUACUGCACUUACGACAUCUAGGACAAGCGAACACGUAGGCGUGCCAAAUUGAGGUAUUUGUUGAUUGUUGACGCCGAAAUUUCGAGGUCUGUAAAGCGUUACGGCCGUCACGCUAAACUUACGAAACUUUCGACUGCAAGGCUGCGAACGCGUGACCAGACCUGACGCCCGUGACCAUGGAGUAUUCAUCCCACGACUUCAUAAGGACUUUAUAGCUGCCGAAGACGACGGUAACGUCUUCGUCCUUCUCCAUGGCUUAACUUACACCAGAAAUGCCGCAAGGACACCACCAGAAGCACGAUCGGCAGCUUUGUUCAGACACACACCUUUACGUAAACUUCAGGAUAAGGCUGCGUCUUUCUGCUCACCAACAUAAGCACGUUGCCCACCUGGUAUACAGUUCUCGAGAACGCCAAUAGCAAGACAGGCGCACCGCUAUUGUGGACCUGCUCCCUCGCACGUGAUCCGUAACGGAGCGGAGGAUGUUGUAACUUGUUGCGUCGAUUACUUUUUCUUCGCCUGGACUUAUUGGUGAUAUUUAUGUGCCCGUGACCAACCUUUCUAGGUAUUACAUCACU
Molecule: messenger RNA, 3927 nt
Organism: Dermacentor albipictus
Lineage: Eukaryota; Metazoa; Arthropoda; Arachnida; Ixodida; Ixodidae
Source: RefSeq, a predicted model, not a curated record